GGCAGUGUCAGUGUUGUGUUGACUGGCCGUCAGACCGGCUCUGACAAACUUUCACUACAGUUAUCACAUAACUUGUAGAAGACAGAUUCAAAGUCAGGUUGUAUUGUGGAUUACUUACACAUCAAUUCUUGAUCUAGACACUAUAUAUUUUUAAUACCGUUACCAUUUAAUACAAUGUGAAAAUCAGUGGUCACAAAAAGACAUAAUGUGGUAAUCAUUGUUUUAUUUAGGACUCAAAUGCGGGUUUUAAUACAAGUUUUGAGUAAAAAUAAUACUUCAAACAAGUAAGAAAUAUCUAGAGCAAUACUAAUGCCCUAAUACUAAAAUUCAUGUUUGAAAAAUUAAUUAAUGGAGCAAAUUUUAAAAUUAUGAUAAGUUCGUAAGCUGUUUUUACUUUGAAACCACCACAUUGGCUACUUUAAGUGCUAAUAGUAAACAGCAUUAGGCCUAUCUGUCAAGUGGACUAACAACUCUACAAAGCCCCAGUCUCAACUGAACUGUUACCAUGAAGAUCUCAUUGCCUGGACCUAAAGGGAACCUUUACUUCUCUGCAUUUGCAGCAAAUCUGGCAUCCACAUCGGUUGGCACACACUACAGUUGGUCUUCCCCUACUAUACCCAAGCUGCAGGCAUCGGACUCAUGGUUACUGCUGAAUGAUGAGGAAGCCUCGUGGGUCGGCUCUCUGACGGCCCUGGGCACGGUGGCAGGGCCCUUCCUGGGCGGCUGGCUCAUGGACCACGUGGGCCGCAGACGCAGCAUCAUACUAUCAGUUGUGAUCAGCUUGGUGGCAUGGCUGGUUCUACUGACAGCAGAAUCUCUAUGGCAGCUGUACGUAGGCAGGGUCAUUGGAGGGAUUGGCGGAGGAAUCGCUUUCCUGGUGUGUCCUGUGUAUGUUGCAGAAAUCGCUGAACCAGAUGUAAGAGGAGCUCUGGGAUCGAUGUUUGCCUUUUUCCUCGUCGGAGGAUAUCUCAUCGAGUACUCUUUUGGUCCUUACGUCACCUACUCAACCCUCAUCUGGUUGAACUGUAUUCCUGCGAUUCUCUUCUUCCUUCUGUUCAGCUUGACUCCUGAAUCUCCUUACUACUUUCUACGAAAAAAUGACUAUGCCAGUGCCUCGGACAGUCUAACUUGGCUGAGAUCUGGCAGAAAAGAAGAGGAAGUGCAGAAAGAAAUAAAUGAAAUCCAGACAGAGGUGCGCAGAUCUAUGGAAGAGAAGGCUCAUCUGUCAGACCUGGUGGCUACUAGAGGCAACCGCAUGGGUCUGUUGUUAGCUUGUGGCAUGGUUGCUGGACAACAGAUCUCUGGUGUCAACGCUGUGCUGUUCUAUGGUCAGAGUAUCUUCAUCAUGGCUGGCACCUCUUUCUCCUCUAGUGUCUCUACUCUUAUCCUUGGCAUCAUGCUGUUUGUUGCUGGAGGUUUUGCCAUACCAUUCUCUCGUUAUUUUGGAAUGAAAAAAAUGUUUAUCUUUUCUGCUGUUGGGAUGGCAAUUUUCCAGGCAAUACUGGGAGUAUACUUCUACUUGAUGAGUUCAGGCCACGAUAUGUCGGCUUACGGAUAUGUACCAGUUACCAGUUUGGUGCUUUUUAUUUUUUGCUACACAAUGGGGUUCGGCCCACUGCCCUGGGCGGUGAUGGCGGAAGUGUUUCCCUCCAAUGUGAAGGCUCUCGCGGCUGCGAUAACGGCCUCCUUCUGUUGGCUGCUUGGCUUUGUCAUCACCAAGUUCUUCAACAGUGUCUCUGACCAUCUGGGUGCACACUUCGCAUUCUUCAUCUUCUCAGCCUGCUGUGUGGCAGCACUGCUGUUCACAAUCUUCGUCCUACCAGACACUCGAGGUCUUACACUCCAGGAGAUCUUGGAUCUGCUCAACAAAACACCCUUGGUCAGCUCACAACAUAAACAUGCCGAGGACCAAGCAGAAACUGUCUCUUGAAUAAAUUAUAUACUAAUUAAAA
Macrosteles quadrilineatus (aster leafhopper) is the source of this 1952-nucleotide messenger RNA. RefSeq names its product facilitated trehalose transporter Tret1-like. Gene Ontology annotation, biological process: carbohydrate transport; transmembrane transport. Gene Ontology annotation, cellular component: membrane. Gene Ontology annotation, molecular function: sugar transmembrane transporter activity. NCBI's taxonomy places the organism in Eukaryota, Metazoa, Arthropoda, Insecta, Hemiptera, Cicadellidae. The coding region runs from base 506 to 1930 and encodes 474 amino acids. The record is from RefSeq and is a predicted model, not a curated record. The transcript has 7 exons.